AUGCCUGAUUAUAUCUAUCAAACGUAUAUAUCAUUGCCCGAACCUGUAAUGAAAGCAGAUUAUUUUCGUUAUAUUGUUUUACUUGUUAAAGGUGGAAUCUAUACAGAUGUGGAUACUAUUUGUCUUCAACCAAUUGAUACAUGGAUUAAAGGAAUGAUAAUGAAUAGGACAGGAUUAAUCAUUGGAAUUGAAGCUGAUGCAAGUCUAUGGGAUGUUUGGCAAGGUGAUUAUGCUCGACAAAUACAAUUUGUUCAAUGGACAAUUGCUGCUGCUCCUGGACAUCCAAUUCUAUAUGAAAUUGUGAAACGUAUUGGUGAUAUUAGUCGUACUAUGAUACGUGAUAUGACAAGUGAAAAACAAAUUUUAGAAUGGACUGGACCAGCUAUAUGGACCGAUGUUAUAACCAAUUAUGUUUCAAUCAAAUAUGGAUUUUCAUGGCGUAAUUUCAAGAAUUUAAAUCAACCAUUACUUAUAGGAAAUGAUAUUUAUGUAUUACCAAUAACAGCAUUUUCACCAGGACUGAACAGAAUGGGUUCAAAACCUAUGACUGAUCCAGAAGCGAAAGUACAACAUUUCUUUCAAGGUAGUUGGCGUAAAAGCAAUGAAAGACGAUCAGUCAAACGAAAGCGUUCUUCUCAUUAA
Adineta steineri is the source of this 642-nucleotide messenger RNA. NCBI's taxonomy places the organism in Eukaryota, Metazoa, Rotifera, Eurotatoria, Adinetida, Adinetidae. The record is from the annotation of a GenBank genome assembly.